Messenger RNA from Dunckerocampus dactyliophorus (ringed pipefish), 1301 nucleotides. Its product is annotated as caspase-3-like. Bases 52 to 930 code for a protein of 292 amino acids. The record is from RefSeq and is a predicted model, not a curated record. The transcript is spliced from 7 exons. Gene Ontology annotation, biological process: positive regulation of apoptotic process; neuron differentiation; erythrocyte differentiation. NCBI's taxonomy places the organism in Eukaryota, Metazoa, Chordata, Actinopteri, Syngnathiformes, Syngnathidae. Gene Ontology annotation, cellular component: cytoplasm.
GGGCUGGAGUAUUAGCUCACAUUAGGAGUCGCACCUCUGUGAAAAAGCAGCAUGACUGAGCCAGCUGGAGAGAUCUGUGAGGACACUUUGGACGCCUUCAGUCUCUUUUCAAAGAGGAAAAAUCCAUCAAAUGCAGACAGUGAGAAAGCUGAGGAAACUGACUCUGUGCCCACCAGCAAGGCAUCAGUCUGUAACCCAUACCGUUACAAGAUGGACUACCCACACAUGGGACUCUGCCUCAUUAUCAACAAUAAGAACUUCCACCGAAGUACAAACAUGAGCACUCGCAACGGGACGGAUGUGGACGCUGCCAUUGCCAUGAAGACAUUUUCCGAACUUGGGUAUUCAAUUAAGGUGGCCACGGAUCAGACCGUAAAGCAGAUGAUGAGUCUGAUGCACAGUGCAUCCCAAGAGGACCACAGCAGUAGCGCAUCCUUCGUGUGUGUGCUGCUAAGUCAUGGCGAUGAGGGCGUGAUAUUUGGAACUGAUGGUUUUGAACAGCUUGAGAACCUGACAAAACCUUUUAAAGGACAUCGCUGCAAGACUCUGGUGGGGAAACCAAAGCUCUUCUUUAUACAGGCAUGCCGCGGCUCGGCACUGGACGACGGAACCAACCUUCAAGCUGACAGCAUCGAGGAGCAAACCUCAGAGAGGAUCCCUGUGGAGGCGGAUUUCUUAUACGCCUAUUCCACAGCCCCUGGCUACUACUCAUGGAGGAACACGCAGAACGGUUCCUGGUUCAUGCAGGCGCUGUGCGACAUGUUGCAGCGUCACAAAGGAGAGUUGGAACUGAUGCAGAUCAUGACCCGCGUCAACCACAAGGUGGCGAUGCACUUUGAAUCCAGCUCCAACCUCCCGGGAUUUACCGGCAAGAAGCAAAUCCCCUGCAUCGUCUCCAUGUUGACCAAAGACCUUUACUUUCCUAAGUAGCUUUGGUUUUUUUUGUUUUUUAAUAUAUAUUUUUAGCUUUUCAUUUGUUAGGGUUUGCCUCGACUGCAUAUAUUUUGGUCUGUGCUACUUUUAAGAAGUUAUUGCUGUAAAUCACUGUCUGGUUAGAACAUUUCACUGCACAAGUGUCAUUCAAAUGCCAGGAUACAGUUGUUGUAAAAUAAGUGACAACUAGAGGCCGCCAAAGGCACGUUUGAGUUGUAGGUCUUAAAAAAACAAAACAAAACAAACAAUACCAAGUAAAAUUCCUGGAUCUCAAUAUUCCUUUUUUUAAGCACAGACACCCUAACGUGUUUUUUAUGCUUCAGAAAGAUACACUAAAAAAUACAUGUGAAAUAAAUUGAUCAACCCAU